Molecule: messenger RNA, 1040 nt
Organism: Morus notabilis
Lineage: Eukaryota; Viridiplantae; Streptophyta; Magnoliopsida; Rosales; Moraceae
Exons: 2
Coding region: 412-810 (132 amino acids)
Source: RefSeq, a predicted model, not a curated record
CCCAAGAAAUUCUUUCUCACCAGUUUCCUCCUUACUUCCUCUCUGCCUCCCCACUUUGGCUGAGCUCUGAAACUCAACAAACAAAGAGGCUUUUGACAACUCUCUUCAAGCUUCAAACUUUUUGUCUUCUCUUUGUUAACACCAUUUUUUCUGAUCUGGGUCUUCCUUAUUUCUCAUUCAGAUCAUAACUUUCAACCCAUUUCAGCGUCUCUGCUGCUUCACCUAUACAAAACAAAAAACAAAAAAAACAAAACAAAAAAAAAACCCGAUUUGGUUCUUGGGUUACUCUAAUCUGAACAUGGGGGAUUCAGUUUUCAGAAUAGGAUGCAACGGUUCAUCAAGUUAAUAGAAUGUCAUAAGAAGAAAUCUUCUUCAGUUUAAACGUUUCCUCGAGGUUUUCAAGUUCUAACUAUGGGUAGAGUUAGGGGAAAAGGGAAGAAAAACACUGUUAUUGCUGUUCGCGAGGAUCCUGGAAGCGGCGGAGAAGAGAAGAUUCCGGCUUAUCAAAGAAGGGAUAGACCGCAAAAACCGUUGAAAGAUGAUAUUCAACGGGAAGAAGAAACUGAGAAGACAGAAGAAGAUGGUGAAGAAGCAAAGAAUUUGAAAUAUCAAGGUGCAGUGGAGAAUGGAAGGAAGAGAAAAGGAUCUGCACAGGUCAAAGAAAAUAUGGAUUCAGUUAAAGAGGAAAAUGGCAUUGAAACAAAAUCCGCCCCGGAUGACACGACAAAGUUUGUUGGUUUUCGACAAAAUGGCAGUAGGCGGAAAAACAAGCCACGUCGGGCUGCUGAAGCUGGAGUUGAAUGCAAGUGAGUAAGAGUCACCUAAUGAAAUGCUUGGAUACCUUCUCUUUUAACUGUUGGAUAAAAUCAUAACCAUUUAGAAAAGGCUAGCUUUGUAGUUUACACACCUUUGUUACAUGUUAUGUUCUUCUCCUAAUUUGUUUUAGAUCCAUUUCUCAGAAAUGGUUGAUUUUAGUUGGAGACUUUGGAAAAGUAUUCCUUACUUUUCUGUCAUUUUGCUUUGCUUUUGUUGCAAGUGAC